UCUCGUCCCCGUCAUCCCACUGCAUAUACCGACCAAUACCACAUUAUACCGAGAUAUUAUACCGCGUACACCAUUCUCCCGCAGCGGCAGCGUCACUUUGCCGAAUUCGACCAAUUCCUAACCCCUUGCCGUUCGGUAAUCGGCGAGAUUCCGCUACUGCCGCCGCCGCCCUGAGUACUAGCGCACGCACUGUCGUCAGCCGCUCGAAAUCCGUGCUCGGUCCGCACGACGCGACAAAGUUUUAACGACAUUUUUCUGCACCGCGGUGACGCCGGCCGCCUCCGGUUACCACACGUCACUACGCCAGCGACAGAUCGACCGAGUGCGUCCGCCAGACGAAUAACGACGCGAUAUUAUUGUAAUUUGUAACCGCUCCGGCUUCACACGAACGCACGCACACGCACGCGACGUGCGCGCCAACACACGCAUACCGGCAUCCGUUGUCGCCUUGUUCGUCUUCUUCAGUCCUUUUCUCAUUCUUCUUUGGCUAUGCUAAGUAAUCUGCACCACAGAUUAACAAAUAGCCAAUAGAUACCUCCUCCAAACUCCGUGUGUGCCAGAUGAUACGCGCGUGCUGAAAGCCGAGACGCCGCAGCCACAGCCGCCGCCACAACGACUACUGCCACGACAGGGAUCCACUUUACUUCCUCAGGAGACGCCGAUAUUAUUUUUCCGGUAUGGAAGUCAAUAACGCCAGGUUCGACGAAAACGCGGACGAAUCGCCCGCUGACGCUCAGAAGUCUGAUGACCACAAAAAGCUACUCGAAUACGGAAUACACGAAUCGGUUGCCGACAGGCUUGACGAAAUUUAUAAAAGCGGUAAACUAGCACAUUCUGAUUUGGAUACUAGAGCAUUGGAUGCAUUAAAAGAAUUUCCUGUGGACGCAGCUUUGGGAGUUCUUUCUCAAUUCCUUGAUAGCAAUUUAUUACAUGUUUCCAAUAAGUCUGCAUAUUUAUGUGGAGUAAUGAAAACUUAUAGACAAAAAACAAGAAUUACUCCUCAAGAGCCUUUUGUACAACCACCCAAAGGGCCAGAAUUUGAUAAAGUCAAGGAAAUAUUAGCUAGAACUAACUAUAAAUUUGAUGUGACUACUGGGCAGCGAAAGUAUGGUCCCCCACCUGAUUGGACUGAUCCUAAGCCAACAGCCGGUUGUGAGGUGUUUUGUGGAAAGUUGCCAAAUACUGUGUUUGAAGAUGAACUGAUACCACUAUUUGAAAAGUGUGGCAAGAUCUAUGAUUUGAGAUUGAUGAUGGAUCCAUUAUCUGGUACUAAUCGUGGAUAUGCUUUUGUUACUUAUACUACCAAGGAAGAAGCUGAAAGAGCUACUGUUGAACUUGAUGGUUAUGAAAUAAAGCCUGGAAAAAAUAUCAAAGUGAAUAUUAGUGUACCUAAUCUUCGUCUUUUUAUUGGGAACAUUCCUAAAUCAAAAGGAAAAGAAGAUAUUAUGGAAGAAUUUGGCAAAAUAACAAGUGGCCUUACAGAAGUCAUAAUUUAUAGUUCUCCCGAUGACCGUCGAAAAAAUCGGGGUUUUUGAUUUUUAGAGUAUGAUUCUCAUAAAGCUGCUUCUGUUGCAAAAAGACGCUUAAGCGCUCCAAACUACAAAGUAUGGGGCUGUGAUAUAAUUGUAGAUUGGGCUGAUCCUCAAGAAGAACCUGAUGAUGAAACUAUGUCAAAAGUUAAAGUGUUGUAUGUUAGGAAUUUAACUCAAGAAGUAACUGAAAAUCGUCUUAAAGAAACUUUUGAAGCUCAUGGUUCGGUGGAGAGAGUGAAGAAAAUUAAAGAUUAUGCUUUUAUUCAUUUCAAUGAUAGAGGCUGUGCUCUCAAGGCUUUGGAAGAGCUAAAUGGUAGCAAUUUGGAUGGAGCUACUUUGGAAGUAUCACUAGCCAAACCUCCAUCUGAUAAAAAAAAGAAAGAAGAAAUAUUAAGAGCUAGAGAACGUCGGAUGUUUACCAAUAUGCAAGGCCGUGCUUUUGGGUUGAUGCCACAACCUUUAUCAUUGAUGGGUGCUCCAAGACCUGGCUAUCGUGCUGUUUCAAAUAAUCUACGUAUGGCUGGUCGAGGUGACUUCGAUUGGCCAUGGGGAUUUAAUUCAUGGAUGUGGCCUGCAGGCCGCUGGGAUGCUGGGGCUGCCGGCCCUUGGGGAACAGCGUCUACUGGAAAUAGACAAUGGCACGGAGUUGCGCCAAAUAAUCGGUCAUGGGGAAAUGGCAGUGGUGGCCGAGUCGGCGCAACUGGAAAUAGUAGCGGCGCUUCAAGCCAUGGGAAGUUUACAAGAUAA
Myzus persicae (green peach aphid) is the source of this 2279-nucleotide messenger RNA. It is a transcript of the gene Syp, whose product is annotated as heterogeneous nuclear ribonucleoprotein Q. The record is from RefSeq and is a predicted model, not a curated record. NCBI's taxonomy places the organism in Eukaryota, Metazoa, Arthropoda, Insecta, Hemiptera, Aphididae. Gene Ontology annotation, molecular function: mRNA binding. Gene Ontology annotation, cellular component: nucleus; ribonucleoprotein complex. The transcript is spliced from 11 exons.